GUCCUACUUUAUUUUUAACUAAAAUGCCACAAAUAAAAAGGACCGGUAUCAACUAAAAACUAAGCAACCGGAGUCGGCAGUCAAGGUCAAUUCCUCUUCCCCGCCGUGCGCGUGCAGAUGGAGAUCUGAGGAAGAAGAGAAGAGCUCAACUGCUGGUGCCUGGUGCUGACUGCUGACAGACGCAGCCGCCACCGCCCACCCACCCACAGCUUUGCUUUGCACGCGGUGAAGGAAAGAACCCAUCUCACCGUCUGCCUUUCUCAUCUCAGCUAAUUGGAAAGAGAACUUGUCAACCAAUAUCAGCAGCGGGGAUCAGGGAAGGAAGACGAAGGAGGGGAUUCGAAUCCGAUCCGGUCGAUUGCGGAGCUCGGGGCGAUUCAUGUCAAGAAGAUGCUGCAGCGGGCGGCGAGCAACGCCUACUCGUGGUGGUGGGCGAGCCACAUCCGGACCACCCAGUCCAAAUGGCUCGACGCAAACCUCCAGGAUAUGGAGAAUCGAGUCAAGAUCAUGCUCAAACUCCUCGGACAGGAAGCCGAUUCCUUUGGCAAGAGGGCCGAGAUGUACUACCACACCAGGCCAGAGGUGAUAAGCCAUGUGGAGCAAGUCUACAGGGCUUACAGAGCUCUCGUCGAACGCUAUGACCACAUAUCCAAGGAGCUCCAUAAGGCCAACCACACCAUCGCUACUGCUUGUCCAGAAGAGGUGCAGUAUGCAAUGUUAGAAGAGGAGGACCAUGAUUUCCCCAAAGCAAUCACACCAAUCAAGACACACAAGUCCUUGGUCCAAGAGAUUCUCAACGCAAAGAGACAAGGUCCGUCAGGGUCAGGAUGGAACAAGCCACCCUCCCAUCCACGCAUGAGCGCCGAGGAGGCACAAGAAGAGAUCGGCAGACUUCAGAAAUCUAUACUUGUUCUGCAAACCGAGAAAGAGUAUGUUAAGAGUUCCUAUGAGAGUGGUAUUGCUCGGUACCGGGAGAUCGAGAAGCAGAUUGCAGAUACACAGAAUGAAAUCUGCCUUAUUCAGGAUAGAUUUGAUGCACAUGCAGCCAUCGGCGAUGAUGAAGCCCGUGCCUUGAUGACAAUAACAGCUCUUAGAUCCUGUCAGGGAACCAUAGCUGAGCUUGUACGUCAUUUUGAGGAGUUGAUCAAGCUUGCAGCUGUGGAGUUGGAAAAAACAAAGUCUCUACGAGCACAGCUGUAUGCUAUGAUGGAUGGCGACACUGACACAUGUUCAAGAGAGGCAAGCAGCACAGACACGUCGGUGGUGGCAAGAUCUUACCCAGUUACCAAGGCAAUACUUGAGUUGCAGCCCAUAUAUGAGAAACUUGACAAGUUUUUUUCCAGUGGGUCUGAAUCCUCUGCGGAGGAGAUCGCAGAGAAUGUUGAUGAACUUGUUGAUAAAGUCAUCAACUUGGAGCUCAAGUUCCCAAAACAGACAGCACAGAUCAAUCAACUCAUACAAGAGAAUGAAAACCUAAAGAAUAAAUUGGAUGAGUUACAAGACGAGAUGGCACUUCGUGAUGACCAAAGUGAAUUAAAUGAACAGAUCAAGCAAUUAGAGGAUGAGUUUAGCACAGUCCGAGUUCUUGAAAGAUCAAUUCUUGAGGAAGAAGCCUCUGUCAGCACAGGCUUUUCUGAAGUUUUUAGCUGCAUAAUUAAUAUCUCAAAGGCACUUGGAUCUUUUGGCCCUGAAGACCUGCAUAAUUUGUCAGCUGCGGUAGAGGAUGGUGCAAUGGUUCCAAGAGACGUGUUCCUGGAGCAGUCUGCAGAAGAGAGCAAGGGUGGGGACUUCAGAGACAUAGAGGCACCAACUCUAAGGCAUAGUUUGGGCCAAGAUAGAGAAGAUGUCUCGGAAGUGGUUAGUGAUAAUGGUAAUGAUGGCAUCCAUGGCUCAAGGAAUGCUAAUGAGGAAAUAAUCCCUGGGAGUUGCUUAAUGCAACAAGUUAGGUACAAAUUGCGUCUACAUUUUGAUGACCAUAUUGAUCCGCUUUUCAGUUCAGAAAAUGAAAACAUAGUUCACGAUUCAGGUGAGGGCAAUGUUGAUAGCUCAUCAGGAAAAGUAUUUCAGAGUUCAUCAGAAACUGAGAACGGAAGUAGAAACUUCCCUAAUGGUGAAAUUAUGAGAGGUGAAUAUCCAUUGGGAAUAGUCGGACAGACUCAUCUCCUCCACUCAGGUAGUAUGGAUCAUUUAGACAGGAAAUAUGACUCUAAUGAAGCUUCUCAGUCAUUAAUGGAAGUCGCUGAGGGAAAUAUUGAUGAUGGAAAUUCUUUUUCCAGCAGUAGUGUAAUCCAGGAGGAAGGACUUGGAGAUAGUAAAUCACAAAAUACCAGUGGGCAGAUUAGUCCAAUUGCUUCCUCAGACUUGUACAGGUUAAAGGAAUACGAUUCCGUAGAAGAAUCCUCAUUUCCAAAAGCUACUUGUUUCAGUGGUGCUGAUAAGAAGAGCCUGCACAUGGGGCAUGCAGAUGAAGCAAAAUCUGUUGAAGAAUCGCCACACCAAGUUGAUCAACUAAAUGGGCCACAAAAUAUUGAAAGUUCGAACGAAUGCAACCAAGUUGGAUUGCUUAAAGAGGAUGAUUGCAUUUCAUUAGUUCAUGUUGAUAAUGUCCAUGAUAUGAAGAACAUAUAUUCCUCAGAAGUGAGGGAUGAAACUUCUAUCUGUGCGCCAGCUGGAGAUUAUGAGCAAGUUCCGACGAAUUCAGAGAGGAAGACUUCACAUGGCAGAGAGCUUGCAAGCGAAGCAACUACCUCGAACAACCAUGGAGGAAGGAGUCAGGGUGUAAAGUCUGGUUUGAUGGGGGAGGACUUUGUACCUAGCUGGCAAGAAUUUCUUCCUGAUGGGCUUGAAGGUAAAGAAGCAAUACUACUAGCUGAUUGUACUUCAGUUCUGCGGAACUACAAAGAAACAAAGAGGAGGCUUAGCGAACUGGAAAGGAGAAACCAGGAGCAUCUUGAAGAGACAAAGGCAGUUAUACGGGAGUUAAGGAAUGCAAAUUCCAUGAAGUAUGUUGAGAUACGGUCACUAAGGGAUCUCCUGGAUUCCUCAGAGGUGCCUCCAAGUAAAGCAGGUGGUAACUCAAACGGAUUCUUAAGUUUGAGAUCUUUUAGAGAAAUUGACAGAUCAAUUGCCACUUUGGGUAGAGAUAUUUCUGCCGUGGAGGAAAACAGUUCUAGUAACAUCGAGACACCUAACAACACGUCACUUCAUAAAAUGACGAGGUUCAGAAACGACAUUGACGCUUUGGUGGAGGAAAAUUUGCAGUUCCUGGUAAGGUAUAGCAUGGCUUGCUAUCGCAUGCAGGAGUUUGACAGAAGGUACCAGGAGGCACAGGACGAAAUGGAAGAUAAUAAGUCUAGAGAACCAGAUACUCCAGCAGAGCCCGGACCUGCUGAGAAGAAGUUGAGAGAGCUCCGAACUGAACUGGAUGUAUGGUUUGAGCAGAGCGCGCUUCUCGAUCAAGAAGUGCAGCUUAAAUCUGCGUCUCUUUGCAGAAUGCAAGAGGAGAUAGCGGAAGCCCUGCGUGGUAGCCUGGAGAUGGACAGAGCCAGGUUUACACCAUAUGAAGCUGCCAAGUUUCAAGGCGAGGUCCUAAACAUGCAGCAAUCUACCAGCAAGAUUGAGGGCGAGAUGCAGGCAGCAUCAGAACACAUGAGGGGGCUUCAAGCCAAAGUUAGCCAUGCUCUGGAGGGGCUACGUGAGAGUUUUGAGAUUUCAUCCCAACGCUUGUCGCGGCCAGAGACCGAAAGAAGCCACGAGAAACAAUUCAAGCAUUUUCCAAGUCGGACAAGGGUACCGUUGCGAAACUUCCUGUUUGGAACAAAGCGAAAGAAAAAAUCAAUAUUUGCGUGCAUCAAUCCCACAUUCCAGAAACAAUUCAGCGAUCUGUGAGGUGCGUGAGCGUGGGUACCAUGACCAUAGUUUUCCUUAUUUUGAAAAAAAUGACAAAAUGAACCUGGGGUAGUUUUGUUCCCCAGAGUACAUGCAAGCGCAGGUUUUGUUUGAAUUUAGCUUGUGUUUGUUUGUAAUGGUAAUUUGUUCAUUUGAUUGAAAUAAACAGGGUAAAUUAUUUGAUACCGUUGAAAUGUACUGUGUGUUGCCCCUGUUGUAUUGGGCCUUGACA
Messenger RNA from Zea mays, 4120 nucleotides. RefSeq names its product protein NETWORKED 2A. Lineage: Eukaryota; Viridiplantae; Streptophyta; Magnoliopsida; Poales; Poaceae. The coding region runs from base 391 to 3888 and encodes 1165 amino acids. The transcript has 2 exons. Gene Ontology annotation, molecular function: actin binding. The record is from RefSeq and is a predicted model, not a curated record.